AAUGUUUUGAAACCACUGGAUACAAAUAACACGUGUCAUUUAAAUAAAUUAUUAGAAAAGGAUACAAGUAUUAGCAACUGCUGCCUUUUGAUGAGAAACAACCUUACGCCAUAAAGAUAAUUUAGGAUAAUUCUUUAAACAUGUACGCUGAAAUACUUUUCCAAGUUCCAUUUUCGAAUGAUAUAACUUACAAGUUACAAAUUCUAAAUUUCAAGGUUUUUAUUAUGUCAAAAUAAAAAUCGUUCUUCCCCCUGGAUUUAGUUCAGAACGUCUUGAUUUACGGUGGGUUGAGGACUGGCUUGAGGAGAAGGAGGGACUUUUAUCCCGGGGUUAAAGUGCCGUAGGUAUACAUUGUUCCCACAUGUUGUUGUAGACGCGCGAAGAAAAACUGUUGACAAAUGAAAAAAUUUGAUAGUAAAAUCAUCCUUAAUAGUUGUAAAUGAUAUGUAACAUCAAUGUAUUCCUGGAAAAUACCUGAUUUUUAUUCCUUGGACGUGUAUUUUACUUUCACCUGAGUUUAUUCCGCAGAAGACGUUUGAGGUGAAUAUUCCAAGAUGGCGGUCGCUGGACAACAAGUUCCACCGUUUCCUGCUCCGCAAGGUAACUGAUUGAAUGGAUAUUUUUUAACGUAACUGCUUUAAAAUAGAUGCACUAUAAUGAAUGAGGCUUUGAUUGUAUAGUCUACCUGAAAACCAAAUGUAUUUCCAUUAAAACUGCUCUCUUGUACUAAAAUAGACCGUAAUAGCUAAAUAGCUUGACAAUAGCUGACUCUUGUUUGUAGUAAAAAUAUCAGUUUGCAGAUCUUAUUCAAAAUAAUUGAAGCAUACUACUGUGAUGUCCAGUAUGAUAUAUAAAAAGUUUGACAUGAACACAUCAAUCAAAUUGGUUUGAUUCACACUGGAGAGUCAGUCGUCAGAUUAUUUGUCAAACACUAGACAGUACAAACACAAGACAACCUAUCCAGGUGAACCAGUUGGAAAGUGUUCCCCAUAUUGACCAUAUACAAGCAAUGGUCCUGAAAUCAAUCAGGACAAACUCUACAUACAAGUCUCUCUGUACGGUCAAACUGUGCCAUUCAGACAGUUUACCUUCAUGGUACCUGUCAAUUUUCUCCCCUAGCUUACACCUGUUAAAUGAAUUUAUGCAAUAUAAUUAAUUAACAUCAAGCAUAAGUGUGUGAGGGAUGAUGAUGAUGAUGUGUUUGAGAUUAUGCAUUCAUGCAAGUUUAUCGUCCAAUCAGCUCAAGGAGUCAAGGGCAGAUUUUCAUUUUUUUUAAAAGGAGGGGGUGGAAAAAUUUCUAGUGGGGUGCAAGCGGCACCACUGAGGAGCUUCGGCAGGGGCUAGGUGUUAGGGUUAAAGACUUUCACAAAAAGUAGAAGGGGUGAAGUGAAAUUUUGGUGGGGUUCAAUACUUUAUAAGAGUGGUUAAUUCCCCUCCCCUAGUAAAUCCACCCAUGAAUCAGCUGCCUCCCAGAUAGGCAAUUGACCAUUGUGCUGCCUACCAUAUGGUACACAAGUUUUUAAAAUUACGCCAAGUUUAAAAAAAUAAUAGUCUUGCAGGCUUUAUAUUAGCUAAGGAUCAUCCGACAACAUGUCUGAUGUGGAACCGAACCGAAUUUUUCACUGGCCUUCAUGCCACACCUAUGUUGUUUGACUGUUAGCAUCCUAAAACACUGUUUUGGGAAAACACCUGUGGUUAUGCCAAAUCCAACAGAUAGCUAUAACUUAGAAUAUUUCUUUGACCAUGCUUCACAAUAUGCCAUCUUGGUUUGUCAACCCAGUCCCGCAUCCCACGCUAAAUCCCAUCGGCCUGUGGGUGUUGGUCAGGGUUUCAUACCUUGGAUGGCUUUACACCUGGCCAGCUUUACAUCUGCACCCAAUUACAUCUGCACUAGAGGUGUGCAUCAGAUCGGAUUGGACGUUUAUAAUCCGACAAUUGCCUAAUGUUUAAAAUCCGAUCCGAAUUUGUCUAAUUCGAAUCCGCCCAUAGUCCUUUUAAUGUUCUAUUUUUAAGUCAUCAAGCUUAAAAUAACUAUAGAAUUCAAGCAAGACGAUUAUAUAAGCAUCUAAUUCUCCAAUUUCAAAAAUGUAAUGUCCGCAACGUAAUGUCCGCAACACAUUAUUCAAGACAUGUUAAUACUUUUUGUUGUCUUUUUUCAGUCUAAAAUAAUGUUAAUACCAUUUUAAAAAAGCAGAACAAAUAUAAUGUCAAAAGAGCUAGACGUUUGGCUGAAAAAUAAAUUGAAUUGUUUUUUUUGUUGCGGACAUUACAUUUCUCUUACCCAAACUCUGAUGCAGCAUAAAUCACAGCAACACUGGAUAUUAUCUGAUCUAACAUUGUCAUCAUGAUAUUUGAACCUUAGACUGUGUUUGUUAAGAAAUAUAACUUAUUUCAAAGUUAAAGUGACUGAGAUAUAAUUAUUUUAAAUGAACACACUUUAUCCACAGAACAAUAGCAACAAACAAGUGCAGGUUCAAUGGCUUGCCGCAGAGUGGGCAUGCGGCAAAAUUCAAAAAUCGUUUUGAUUUAUGAUAAUCCAAUGUGUUAACUAUGGAAACAUGUGGUUAGCACCACAUAAUGUUGCAUUUUGCAAUUUUGCCAUUUUCAAUGUCUCAUGUGAAAUUGACCUUUUACAUAUUUUUGGUGAAUUCACAAUUUUGUCUCAUCUCAUUCGUUCGCAUUACAAUCUAUAGUAUUGUGAUUUGCUUGGCGUCACUGCCUUCACUAAAUUGUAUAGAAAUUGUGUAAAUGUCAUUGGAUAUCAUAGGAAUGCAAGGGUCAAUUAUGGCUCGCCUGGGUUUGCCCAAGGUUUUCUGGAACAAAUGAAUGAAUGAAGUCAACUGUGAUUUACUUUAAUUUCACUAAGUAUUCCCAUUUUAUGUCACAUUUUAUAAAAUUAGAACAACGUUUGAACACAUACAGUCCUCAAAAUUAGCGACGGCAAAUGGCAAUUGCUGCCGAAAAUGAAAUUAUCGAUGGCAAUUUUUUUUGCCAUCUAAAAUUUGUUUGGCAUUACCUUCUUUAUUAUUAGCAUGACAAAAUUACUGAAUGCUGAUUGGUUGAGAGGAGUACAAUUAUUUCAUUAAUUGUACUGCAGUACAAUUAAUGAUUUUCCCAAAACAAACAAAAAUUGUGGAAAGGUAUCAUAAACACAAAUGUGAAAUGAAAUUGCCCUAGAAGAACUAGAUGAAAAUACGAACAAAAGCACAAAAUGUUGCUUUAAAUUAACAAAAGAACUAAAUGAAAAUAUGAAAAAAGCACCAAAUUUUGGUUGAAAAUCUGGCAGGAUUGGGCUUUGGCGAGAGAAUAUGAUGUUGACAUUGAGAAGUAUCCAAUUUUGUCAUGCUAAUAAUAAACAAGUAAUCAUGCGAUGUUGCUUGUACAAUUAAUGAUUAGUAGUACUCGUGAUGUUUGGAAAUUUGGCAAAAUUUCCAAACAUCACUCGUACUAUUAAUCCCUAAUUGUACUCGCCAUCGCAUGAUUACCUGUACUUAUUCGAUUGAAUCUUCUAAAAGCUUUGCUGCUAUAUUUUAUUAAUAUGAACAGAUGAUUAUAAUGAUGGUUAUCUUUAGUUUAGAAUUCGGUACACUAUGACUAAGUUGUUGUAACUUACCUUAUUUAUUUUAUUCCUUAUUGUUCUGCUUAUUAGUCAUGUUGUGUAGUUGCUUUAUAACAUUGUUACAAACAAUUUUAGAAUGAUGUUGUGUAACAGAGUGAGCGCGCACAGGCGGUAAAUACUGCAUAUCUUUUAUUUUUUAAGUAUUGAGAAACAAAAAAAUGCCAUUUGACUUUUUAAUGACAAACAAAUUGCCGCCGAACUCUAAAAUUUCGAGGACUGCACAUAUUAUUACUUCAAUUUUCACUGGCUAUUUUUUUGGGUGGGGCAAUGUAAUAAAUUAUGUUUAUAAUUAAAUUUUGCCAAAAUCAUCGAACUGGACCUUCCAAAUGUCUAUAGCUAGCUAUAUAACAGGUAAAUAAACAAAAAGAAACGGCAAAGAGAAAAAUACAAAUCUAUUUGCACUCACUCUGAGAUUCGAACUCACAAUGUUCAACCUCAAUACAUAGUUAACUAUGCUCAAUCUAAGUGUUACAGUUAUACCCGCUCACCAAUUGUAUAUAUACAGGUUAAUCUUAGCAGACGUGAUUUAUGCGUAAAUAUGUACACUAUUGUCAGUGUUAUCUGCAGUAUUAAAACUGUAAUAUUUACAGCAGUACUACAACUGGGCGACAUGGCUGACUGGCGGAAAGUACAGUACCAGCCAAGCCUUAUCUGCUCUUUAAUACAGUUAGUAGUACAAUGCAAUACUGCUACCAGCUGAGCCUAUAUAUAUACUAUAGUAUACAACAAUACAGCAUGGCUAAAUAAACCUCAGCUUGUAGCUGUGAUGUAUUGUAGUAUACUAUAGUAUACUGAAACUAAAACUUAUUAUUUAAUAUUAAAAGAGAAAAUCCUACUAAAAAUAAAAAACCUGCUCAAAAAAUCCUAUCAAUUUGAAAUUAUAACAAAGACGUUCGUCGUCAGUGUGGUUCGGACUGUUGAAGAGACGACAGCACUUCAUGCAAAUUUGUUUUAUAGUAAUUAAAAUGAAUUACUUUAGUCUUUAGAGCGAGUGUUUUUAAAUGUGUUUUAUAUUACUUUUAUUUGUCUUUUAUCCCGUACUAGUAAGGAUGCAUGUCUUUCAGACAAUGGUUGAAUAUAUUUCUUGCAGAUCAAGAUGAACGGCAACGUUGCUUCUUCGCCGAUCAAAAACAAUUUCCUGCCGAUCAUUGAUCGUUGAUCGGCCGUUAUUUCGAGCCCUGAAUCCCAGAGUGAGCGCAAAUAAAUUUCAAUUUUUCUCUUUGCCGUAUUUGUUUUUCCUCUCGUUUAUUUACCUGUUAUACAGCUAGCUAUAGACAUUGGGAAGAUGAAUUUAGAUGCAGUUUGAUGAUUUUGUCAAAAUUUAAUAUAAUUUUGUUGGUUUUCCGAUUUAAUAUGAUUAAAACAUUCUAGAAUCCGUCUCCGAAAUGCGCGCAUUUUUUGAAUCGAUAAAUAUCGAGGUUUUUUCAAAACCGGUUUUACAGUUAUUGGAAAAUCGAGAAAACCGAACAAAGAGUCGUAUAUUGUCAAAAACCUGUAAAAUAGACCUUAGUAUUAUUUUUCGCAGUCUGUUUUUUGUGUCUUUUCGGGAAAAUUCAAUAAUGGUAGUCAAAGGGGUUUGAAACGUCAAGAUGGCGGACAAAAAACCCGGUUUUAUUGGGGUUUUUUCGCGUCGGUUUUCGGUUUACCGCCCAGACCCACUACCUACCUGGCACAAACCGUUCGAGGUCUGCUGUUGUUGUUGUUUUUUAAUUGUGAUUUUUAUAUUUAGACCAAGAACUCAAAAAUAUCAUUGAUAAAUUGGCCAAUUUUGUUGCAAGGAAUGGAACUAAAUUUGAGGAAAUGACGAAAACCAAACAGAAAGACAACCCAAAGUUUUCUUUUCUUUUUGGUGGUGAUUAUUUUAAUUACUAUAAAUGGAGAGUAUCUGUGGAAAUUGGUAAGUUUUGAAUGUUUUAUUGUUGCUUACAGGCUGCCAUCCUUUCUGUCUGAUAUGCUGCACUAUCUUCUCAUUAAGCUUUUACAAAGACAUUAGUAAAGUUCCUAUAAAGAGCAAUAAAGUGACUUUCCCCCUGAAAUUUCAUUUACGCCUCUGUGGAGGAGAGAUACAGUACAUGCACUGUAAUUCAGCACUCAAAGUAAGAAGAAGGGCUUAUCUAUCAACAAUGCCCCCUUCCCUAAUUUUCUGGCUAAUUGCCUGUAGGUGAUUGCACAAAAUUGUUACAGCUAAGAAGUAAUUAUAGCAAAGAUUUGGGUGUCACUCUUUUGCUCCCAAUCAUACUGUCUGCCACUGCUACAAGUACUGCAGUAGCUGAGUAUAGUGCAAGUAUGCAAUGAAUAGUGUAAGUAGUGAAGAAAAGAUAAAAGAUACAACGAACUAUCAUCAGUACUGACAGAAUGAAAAUGUAUUGUACAGUUACGGUAACAAUCAAGGUGCGAUAAUUCGCGUACUCACGUACCAGAGGUACGCCAAUAUUGGUGAGGUUAAGCCAUAGAAAUAAUAGAUAUAGAAUGCGUACUCCUAUCUUUUCUCAGUGAAAAAUUUGUCUCCACAAAAUGGCGGAUUUAUAAGGGCAUUUUGGUUGGUCCCAGACUCCUGAGGCGGGGAAUUUCGCGCGGUUGCAGGGAGUACGAAUUGUUUUUACAACUGCAAAGUUUGCAAAAAAUUUUUAUAUCGAGACUUAAAAUGGAAAAAAAGUUUUAUGAAGUGAAAAAAAUGUCUAAAAACCCAUUCUAGUGGGCUUUUUUUACGAAAAGCAACAGUUCUGAACAGAAUAUAUGCAGAAAUCGUCGUUUAAAAAUAAAUUUUCAACGUUGUGCAAGCCAAAACAAAACCCCAACUAUCAAGACAAACUUAAACUCAAUAGGUAUGUUCUACAAAUAUUUCAACUCUUUUAUAAAUUAUAAUAUAAAUGAAGUUCAAUCUUUUUAAACUUACACAAUUACUUUUCAUAUUUUUCUACGUUGCUUGAGCUUGAGGCAACGCUUUUGAAACCAUAGUUUUCGACGAUUAUUUAGACAAUUUUAUACAGUUUAUCGACAACUAAAUAUUUUUGUUUCAAGAACAUGUGAAACACUUCGUUUACAUUGAAGAAAAACGAAACCCGCCGACGAAGAAAGAACUAUUAUUUUGUAAUCUUAUAAAAUAUUAGCAAAGCAGUGAAGUAGUGACGUUCAGAGAAUGCAAAAAUGUUUUAUGAGUAAAUUAUAUUUACGCGAAACUACUUUGUUUUUACAAGGCUGCACUAUUUUCACCUUUUUUGUAACUGCACAAUUCCUUUGACAGUUUGUGCCUUCAAAGAACUCAAAAUCUAUCCCCAAACUACAAAUUAGAGAACAAGACAAACGUUUUGACGAUGAAAACGUAGUUUUAGCUUUGUUUAUAUUUUGUAUUUGGCACUCCUAGACAAAUUUAACAUGGCGGAUUUAUAAGGGCACGCAUGAGAAAAAGUGGAGACAUGAUUCGUGAUCAAGUACGCAUUCUAUAUCUAUUAUUUCUAUGGGUUAAGCAAGCGAUAUUUUUGCCAACACGGACGUCAUCGGAAAAUUGGUAUAUCUAAUUUUGGUGGCGUUUUGCAUCAUAGCGCUCCUGCAAGGAAGCAAAAAACUUUGAAUAUCUUGAAUUUUGUCAGAUGUGUUGAAGAUUACCACAAACUGAUUCAAACACAGUUUUUAAUCCAGUUCUCCCUCGACAAUCUGACGUCACGUCGCUUGCUUAUGCUCGCUAUUGUUUUCAGCGACAUAUCACGUAGUUACGCGGAACUGUUGUUAUCUGCUACUUACUUCUUGCUUGGUACCACAUGACAUUUUCAGGCCCAAUGUAUUCAAUAUCGUAAUUUAGUUGGUAUAUGUGUAAGUCUGACAUGUCUUGAUAUGAAACAAGAUUGGACUGAUGGCACUAAGGAAUGUUGGAGUCGUUUGUUUGUAUAUGCAAUCGUGCUUCUUGUUUUGACUCGUAGUUUGAAUAUACUUUCAGGAACCUGUACUUUACUUUAAAGAUUAGGUACACAUUGAUGAUUUGUACAAGCACAAGUACGCAGCAAUUAUAAUCAUUGGCGUAUAUCAAUAAUUAUCACACCCUGCAGUAAACAAAUCGAGGAAGGUGGUCAGUGCUUAGGUUUGCUGCCUGGCACAAUAUUAAUAGUCGCGCCUUCAUUUUAGUUUUCCUGAAAUCCUAAUCAAAAAAGAACUUUCCUAGAGAAAUGUCCCCUUAGAAAAGGAAAUGGUAUUAUGUCUCUCAGCCAAUGACAUGCAUGUACAGUAUGUCAUUUUCCUGUCUGAAUAGACAUUGUGGUUAUAUUGUAUUCUUCACUGAUAAGGACGAGUUGCUGGAGAGUUCAAGCUUGGAGUGUCUGUGGCUUUGGCUUCGUCCCAAACGCUUUACCCAGACCGCUUACGUGAUAAAUAUCCAGAUUGUGGCAUUGCCAUUUUUGGAGAUUUUAACAACUUUGUUUUACACAACCUAACAUUCAACGAUAGCUUAAAGCAAGUUGUCCACCUACCUACCAGAAGAUCGGCUUUCCUUGACCUUAUUGUGACCAAUUUUCAUGGUUUAUAUGGGAAGCCGUAUGUACUGGCCCCGCUUGGCACAUCAAAUCAUACCAUAGUUCAUUGGGUACCUCUUACUAAGGAUGCCACAAAUACUUUAAGCUCAAAACCUAAGACCAUAAAGCACUUAGUGAGACGUUACCCCCCGAUCGGGAAUUGAGGCUUUCGGACGGUGCAGGGCAUGCUUGGUGACUAUCCAACGACGGACGAAUUGGUUACCUCUUUUCCUCACAAGUGACCAAUACUCUUAAUAACAUCUUCCCACUAAAGACGGUGAAAUUACAUCACACCGACAAACCUUGGAUUACCCCUUCAAUCAAGCAACUUAUUAAAGAUCGUCAAAAAGCCUUUGAUAGAGGUGAUAAGCAACAGUGGCAACUAUUGAAGUGCAAAGUGCAAUCAGAAAUAAAACAGUGGAAGGAAAUGUUUUACAAGGAUAAGAUUCAGCAUCUUCGUAAAGAUAAUUGUCGGAAGUGGUGGAUGCUGUGAAUAAAAUGUCCGGAAGAUGAAGUAAGAGCAAAAACUUCAGUCUUGAGCGUGAUGGAAAAAUUUUAUCUGAUUCUGAAUUGGUAAACAGUCUUAACACGUAACAGUUCCUACGCGCCUGUUAAUGCAGACAUCCCCACUUGAUUGCUCAAUACUACCGGCAUUCCUACCCGCUCCUGACACACCACCUAUGAUUGAACCUUACCAAGUUUAUAAGAAACUUUGUGCUCGUCAAGCUUUCAAGACAUGUGGCCUUGAUAGUAUUACACCGUGUGUAUUAAAGGGAUUCGCUCACGAGUUUGCGGAACACGUUGCAACCAUUUUUAACACAUCCCUAACCUCUGCAACAUUUCCCGCCGUCAUCUAUCCCACCUUGACUCUCCCGAUAAGCAUAUCCGCCUACUCUUUUUAGACUACACAAAGGCUUUCGAUCGUAUCGGACAUAAUGUGCUUAUUAGUUAGCCUGCUCGCCGCCCGAAAUUUCGUUCACAUUUUCGUGUGAGGACUGCGAGCAGGCUAUACUUAUUAGCAAGCUUAUUGAUAUCGGAGUAAGGCGCUCUUUAAUUCCAUAGAUUAUAAGUUUUCUGUCUAACCGUAGACAGUGUGUAAGACUUGGUAGCGCUAGCUCGGACUGGCUAGCGGUUACAGCUGGUAUACUGGUACUUGGAAAUUCAUGGACGAUGUCUCCAUUUCCGAGUCCCUGUCAAGGAACGGUGAGUCCCAUAUGCAGAAUCAUCUUGAUGACGUCAAUACAUGGGCUGACAACAACUUGAUUUUGGAGGGACAUUCCCUGGAAAUUGUUUCCAGUCACAAGGUUCUUGGCUUGGUCAUACAGAAUAAUCUUAAGUGGAAUGGACAUAUUCAUGUGACUGUAAAAAAGAGCGUUUUCAUAUCCUUAGAGUUCUUAAACGGGGCGGAACUCCACCUCACGAACUGAUCCAUAUUUACUAUGCUCUCAUUCGCUCCGUUUUGAAGUAUUGCUAUAUUGUAUCUACCAGCUUAUCUGGCCGACUCAUUUGAAAGAGUCCAGAAAAGAGCACUGAAUAUAAUCGUCCCUGGCAGGUCUUACCGAGAACCUUUGAGUCAGCUCCAUUGUCCUCGUCUAGAUGAGAGAUGCGAUGCUUUGUGCGAAAGAACGAUUAAAAAGAUAACUGGAUGGUAACCGGCUGUAUCAUCUUUUACCUCAGACUAGAGAAAACGUGAACUAUGAUUUACGUAAUUUUAACAACUGGUCGUCCUACAGUAAUGUAGACUAACCGUUUUAAGAAAGGCUUUUUCCCAAGUAUACAGGGUGUAUCAAAAUAAACGCAAUUCAUCUUUUUUGCUUAAUAACUUUCGAAAUACUAUUUCUAGUUAAACGCUUUUAGGCUUACUUCAAAGCCUGUUCUUUUCUCUUUCAAACAAACUAUUAUCCUUGUCUCCAAUGCUAGUAAUAAUUGCACAGGAAAAGAUUUAGUAAAACCUAUCAUUUUUAGUUGCUGUUUAAUUAUGCAAGUUUACUAUGUUAUUGUUUAGUCGGUUUAAAUGUUAGAAUUUUCUUCUUUAAACUUUAAUGUUGUCGUCACUACAUCUGGAAAACCACGUAAGAACAAAUUAAAAGUAUUUUAAAAGAGACUAGGUUGUUUGAAAAUCCUAAACGAACGCUAAAAAUCGUCAAAACAUUCUGGUGUCUGCAUGCAUGAGCCAGACUGUCAUCGAAUUGCGAUGUAAUGUAAACAGAAAUUAUAGCAAGUUGAUGUCAGUCAGCUCAGAUGGUCCAAGCCAAAAUUAUAUCGCAUUUGAAGUUUCAAACUGAGUUAAAAAUAGUGGAAGAAAAGCCGUAAUUAUACUUAUUGUUACAAUCCAUUUUAUAAAAUGCAACAUUUUUUUGUUUUAAUGAAAAAAUCAGUUAUUUUCAUGAGAACGAUUUGUUAUUCCAUCUCAAUUUUUUUAAUCUCCAAUCGCAAUAACGUAAAGUAUUAUUACCCGAGAACCAAUGAGUCAAAUUUAAGAAACAACCCACUGUUAGAAAGCUGAAUGGCUACGCUUUAAAAUGAAUGUAAACUUUAACGUUUUCGUUUAUUAUUUGUUUAGCAAUUUACAUUUCAGUCGAGGAUUGCGCUUUUUUUUAUACACCCUGUAUACCUUAAUUUCUUACAUCUAAAUUUUAAAUUGUAAAUAUAGCAUUAGUUUUAUUAUAACAUAACUUAUCAUGAUGUUAUUAUUGUAAGCACAUUGUAAUUCAAUUGUUUGUGAUGAUGUGCCAUUAAAACGCAUAAUAAUAAUAAUAUUAUUAUUUAUUAAUAUUUAAUAUUUUUCUUGUUUAGCUCAAGGUAAACUUAUUCCCCAGCAUUUACAAUCUCAAGGUCAAUCUUAUCCAAAUGCUCAAGCAUCUCUAGUUCAGCAGGCCAUUGUUCAACAGUCUAUUCAGUCUGCACCAUGGCAGCAAGCACAGCAGGUAAAACGAUAAGCAGUAAUUCCUGUAAUAUUUAAGUAGCAUUAAUUAUGUUAUUGGGCAUAAUAUUCUCUUUAAAGAAAUAUUAGUUUUCCGACAUAUCUAAAAUAUACAUGUCACAUAUUUGUAGUUUGUAGACAAAGCUACAUUUUGUUUGCCAAAGUUGCUGACCCAAAACUUGUUGUUUACUGCCUAUUGUCACAUACGCCUGUAUUCUGAAAGCUCACUCACACUCAAAGAGUGAAGGUUCAAUCUGAGCUUCUCUUGAGUGUCAAUACUGUUUUUGAAUAGCUGGAGGGUGGGUAGUCACGUAUAGUAAAGCACGACACUAACCCUCCAGCUAUUCAAAAACAGCAUUGACACUCAAGAGAAGCUCAGAUUGAACCUCCACUCUUUUGAGUGUUAGCUUUUAGAAUACAGGCGUUAUUAUAUUGCGAGCAUCUGCAUUUACAUUCCGGUGGUAGUGAACAUGUUUCCAGUCGGUGAUAUUCUGGAAUAAACAUGCAACUUAAUUCCAAAUAUAGACGUCAAUAAUUUUCCGAGACAUAUUUUUAACCUACUCAAAAUGCACCACAAGCGAAAUUGGAAUCCCAGCGCAAUGUGCAGCUUUCUGUAGGCCAGUUGCGACGACAGGAUUUUUUUUUGGGGGGGAGGGACUUACUAUUUUGUGAGUUUCAAUUCUAUGGAUUUCUGGGGGCAAUUACAAUUUACAAUUUUAUUAAAUUCGCACGACGUACACAAAUAUUUUACAUAACAUAUAUCAAAAAUUAAAUAUUAUAAUAAUUAAAGCUUUCAAAGUAUUAAUAUAAUAGCAUAAUCGUACGCAGUGCAGGUCAAAGUAGCUUUACGCUUUCGGGUCGACCACCGCCUACACAGUGAAAAAGGGAGGCCGAGGUAACCAAUCAAAUGGUCACCUCACCCUCCGCCUUUCACCGUGCAUUUGAUAGUUUAUUUGAAAUAAUACAUUAAAUCAUUACUGAGCAGAUAUAUUGAAUUGACAACAACAAAUUUGUAAAUCAUUUACAUGCAUAAAUUACGAUUUUUGCGAUAGCAAUAGUGUUUGUUUAUAUUGUUUUGAAAAUACAUGGCAUGAGGCAUGAGCAUGCUCCCCUGAAUUGAAUUUUGGUUCUUUGAAAAUGUAUACUUUGUAAUAAUCUUGAACGGUCAGUGCCAGUGUGUGUAGUGGCAAUAAUAAGAAAGAUUCUGAUUGAUAGGGAUACAACUAUCUGAAAAAUACAAGGAGAACUUCAACAUUUCGAACGAAGGGCCUUCGUUGAGAAGUUAGUGACACUAAAGGCCAUGUUACACGGUGCAAUUUUUCUUGCAACUUGCAAUGCAAUUCUACUCUUGAGAGAUGUUAAUUAGUGAAAUCAGUGAAGAAUUUUCGAUAUGUUGAGAAAACAUCAGCGGAGUGUAAUGAAGACUCGUAUUUGGCAAUUUUACAUCUCUCAAGAGUAGAAUUGCAUUGCAAGUUGCAAGAAAAAUUGCACCGUGUAACAUGGCCUUAACUUCCUGACGAAGGGCCUUUGCUCGAACAUUGACGUUCUCCUUGUAUUUUUCAGAUAGUUGUAUCCCUGACUGGAAAACAUUUUGAAAAUCCAUAGAAUGGAAAUUGUAUGGACCUUUAUUGGAAAUAGAAUGGAUUUUUGAUUAUCCAUAAUAAUUGUAUAUUUCCAUUCUAUGGAUUAUUGUAAUAAAGUAUCGAAAUAGUAUGGAUACACUAUCGAUUUAGUGUUGCAAUUGCAAAUCUCAUUUGGAUUUCACAUUUUUUCCCAGUGCCUAUCAAUCUGAAACUUUCUUAUAUUUUGUUUAUAGUUUUGAUAUGACUUGCUUCAUUAUACUUUUCACCAUAUCGUGUUAUUUGUAGGUCCAACAGCCUCAGGUGACUGGUCAACAUAAUGCAAGCCAGCAACCUUAUCAGACAUCUACAGAAAGUGUAAAUAUUCCCGAAUUCGAGGGUUUUUUGGUGAAGAUCAUGCAAUCUUGUACCAAGGAAAAUAUUUCUGUAUGUACGAUAAGUGCUUAUUUUUACUAACUAACCACUUCGCCCGUAUCGUACCGUAACGUACCGGUGAGUAUGCGCAGCUUGAAGCUGUGUUUUCAAAUUUACGUACUUCCGGUUGAUACGCGUAUCAAAACUGAUAAAAAGUUCGUCGCAAGUCAACUUUUUAGCGUACUACGGAUGUAUUAACCAGUCAACAUUCACUAAAUUUUGAAAUUUAAAAUUUGUUUUGAUACGUGUCGGUACGUUACGCUUGAAGUGGAAAACGGCCUUAAAACCAUACACCUGACCUUACCAAGUAAAAUUUAAUACAGAAGAUUCGCUUAACUGUAAAGUUCUGCGUCAUUUAUUCUUUUUUCCACAUAACACUGAUAGAAUGGCAAAAACUGGAUAUUCAAACAUUGCAAAACAGAGGAUCAUUUCAAGCAGGUUGCUGACUAUAUGUUAUUAAGGUAAACAAGAUUACUGACCUCUAGGAUUUUGUCCGCUAACUCGGCCAAGCUCUCGGUGUCCAGGUCUUCUUUUGUCGAGGCCAGGAUGAGUUUGACGUUUGUUGGGAGGCGCUGAAGGAAUAGUGGUUUCAUAAUUGAAGGCUCAAGUUGGCUUGCUUUUUCACAAGACUUUGCGAAAAUGCCCAGAAGGCGAAAAUAUUGUACACUACAAUGACGGGGUAUGAGGGAUAGGCGGGUGGGUAGUGUCUCUUAUAUCUACUCUCCGAGCGUUGGCAUCGAUGUUGUUAUAAAAUUAAUUAUAAAUAGCCCAAUAAUGGAUUUUUGUUUGGUGCAAGGCAUGGAUACCCCUUGAAAGUAAUUACCCCCUGAAAAAUACCAUCAUACUGAAGUCUUCGUGAUUUAGGAAAUUGUGUGCAUAAUUUAUUGUGAUGAUAGGGGGGGGGGGGGGGAUAAAUGGAUAGGAAACUAGCUGACGUGACCUAAAAACGGCAUGUUUAGCAAUAAUACAGCUAAACAUUUUAGUCAAAGAGCAAAUGAAUAUAACUACGCCAUUCUACGAUGAAAUCUCUAAGUAUUCCCAGUCAAUUUUAGCAAAUAUUUCAAGUACUAAACCAUCCUCGUUCCAGGGCUUCUCGGCUUACUACGGCAACGCAGGCAGCCGAGAAGCCCUGGGAACGAGGAUGGUACUAAACAGUGAAAACGGCAUCCCAAAUUUCGUUAAAAUUGGGGACGCCAAUUUCGUAGCCACAAAUGUAAAAAAAUACAAAACAAAGACGAAAAACAUUUACCUUGAAUACUUUGUCGUGGCUUAGGCAUGUUUUUAAAACAGACCAGUAUAUGCUUCAAUAUUGCUCUUUUAAAACGGAAAGAAUAGCGAAACAACAAAAAUGCCGAGAACUUUGCAAUACGCGUGACGUCACAGAUUGCAACUAGGUUGUUUUUGCUUAUGUCAGCUAGAGUCCUAUCCAUUUAUUUUAUUAUCCAUGUUGAAAUCAAUCGCUAUUUACACCCAAGAAAAGGAAAGGGAAAGCAUUAACGUGGUCUAAAGUUCAUCGAGUCGACCUCACUGAUAUCAAAAGUAUGGAGAAUUUCAAGAGUGAAAUGCGUCUGAUUUGCGGAAAGGAAACCAAAGUACAUUAUUCAGAAAUCCGAAAAAUCGUUACAGAGACGAGUAGUUUUAUUUGUUUUUCCUGCAUAUAACGAAAAUCACGGACUGCAGAAUAUCUUAAAAAAGAUGUUUUUAUUAUUUGGGAUAUUUAAAGGGUAUGAGCAACAAAAUAUUUCAUUGCUUCAUCUGAAAGAGCAUGAAAAAAUAAGCCGGUUGGCCGUUUAAUGCUCUAUUCUAUCUCAUCUAGUUCCGAAGUUAUACUCAAAAAUGUGCAAAAUAUAAAUUGCUGAUUCAGCACGUGUGACGUCAUUAGUUGGGUAAGUAUGUUUAUUGAAUUGUAAACUAAAGCAUAGCUAAGUUAUUAUUGGCUCAAAUCAAAUGAAAUUUUGCAUACAGAUAGUACAUGAUGAGAUGCAUGGGAAAAUAUUUCUAAUUUUGUUGUCAAGGCAACACAGUCGUUCCCAGGCACCUUACACUGAUUUUGAAUAACUAGUUGCAUUUAUCUGUGUGUAUGUCAUUUUCGAAUUAUUAUCAUGCAAGUAAACUUUUGGCAUGCAUAGGUAUGGUACACAUACUUCUGAUAUUAUUUUUUUCUUAUAAGUACCAUGAAUAAAGUUGUUUUAUAAAAUUGGCGCAAGGGGCCAGGGGACGACAUUGUUACCUUGGCAACAAAAUUAGAAGUGUUUUUCAAUGCGUCUCAUCAUGUACAAUCAGUAUGCAAAAUUUCAUUUGAUUUGGGCCCAAAAUAACUGAGCUAUGCUUCAGUUUAGUACCAUUAAACAUACUUACCCAACUAAUGACGUCACACGUUGUGCUGAAUCAGCAAUUCAUAUUUUGCACAUUUUUGCGUAUAACUUCGGAACUAGAUGAGAUCCAGGUGAUUUUGAUACGCGGAAAAGUAAGUAAGAAGUAAGAAAGUUAAAACAACUGAAUAUCUCCUGUAAUAUACUUUAUUUCGAUUCCAUAUUUUUGUCAGAGCUAUAGUUCUCAUAACCAAACAUAAUUACAAAAUUUCAACUAGUUUCAUAAAGAAUAAUGAAAGAUAUAAUUGACUGAAUACAUCAAAAUGGAUUUCUAUUCGGACAACCCUUUCUGAGCGCUGAUUGGCUAAAAUACGAACACGAGAUCACCUGGAUAGAAUAAAGCAUUAAACGGCCAAUCGGCUUAUUUUUUGUGCUCUUUCAGAUGAAGCAAUAAAAUUUUUUGUUUGCUCAUACCCUUUAAAAAUCUUAUUUUCAUCUGAGAAUUGCAUAUUUGAAAUCAUUUUUAUUUCAAACUCACAAAGUUUGUCGAUAAAAGGUAGUUUAGUUUUAUGAACAUUUUAAAACGUUUUUCGAAGCGUUUGUGGUUGAAUUUUACAUUAAAUUGAAGCUUAUAUAACGCAUAAUAACAUACCUCACAUGUAUAUUUGGGAAAUUGAUAAUUUUGUAAUUAGAAGUGAUAUUUUGGGGUGUUUUUGAUUUCAUUUUUAAAAAUAUAAAGAAUAAAAUGCUCGUGUAACCAUGACAACCACUUCAAAUACUUCAUGUUUGGAAAAUGGGUUUCUACCAGGUUUCUGCAUGCAUGUAUUUCUAGUUUAUGUGCUACCUCAGCUCAGUGUACCGAGAGGGUCAUCUUUUAUUGGGCCACUGUUACUACAGGUAGAAACUAGAGUACCGGGAGAAUCGACAGUGUUUGGAACAGUCAACUGGAAACAUUCUUCUUUCUUAAAAUGUCAAAUGAUUUUAUUUAGUCGCCAGAUGUUGACUACAAGCCCUUGAAUCCAGACGAUGUAAAACUUCCUCCUCCCCAGCCUCCUAGUGAGAGAUUAAUUGCCGCGGUCGAAGCAUUUUACAGUCCUCCAAGUCACGAAAGACCACGGAAUAGGUGAGUGCCUCCUUGCCUUCGCCCUUUUCCGCCUGCGCUCCUUCGCCCAGCGGCUCCGCUCGUGUUCCAAGAUCCGCCAUGUAAAGUGUUGUGAAAUGUAUCUCAAUACUAAUCGUAAUCAUAGCCAACAGAAGCCUCAACCUCGUUCCAAGAGCAAAGAGCCUGGGAACGAGGUUGCAGAAGCCUCUGCGGAGGAGAGAGGGUGAGUGCAGUUACCAUAAAACUCUGAGUGUAAUAAGCUGCGAUUAUCUCAACUACUUCAAUAGUUACAAAAAC
Paramuricea clavata is the source of this 16749-nucleotide messenger RNA. The record is from the annotation of a GenBank genome assembly. NCBI's taxonomy places the organism in Eukaryota, Metazoa, Cnidaria, Anthozoa, Malacalcyonacea, Plexauridae.